This is a messenger RNA of Kluyveromyces marxianus DMKU3-1042, 2067 nucleotides long. RefSeq names its product Kar3p (gene KAR3). The coding region runs from base 1 to 2067 and encodes 688 amino acids. Gene Ontology annotation, biological process: microtubule-based movement. Lineage: Eukaryota; Fungi; Ascomycota; Saccharomycetes; Saccharomycetales; Saccharomycetaceae. Gene Ontology annotation, molecular function: microtubule motor activity; microtubule binding; ATP binding. The record is from RefSeq and is a predicted model, not a curated record. The transcript has a single exon.
AUGAAUGAAUCACCUCUUACUCCAGAAAGAGCAAACUCUAGAGACGAGUCGAAUAUACCGUCUCCCAGUCAAACUCAUUUGAAUUCACCAAAAUACAAACCAAGACAAAGUUUAAAGUUGAAUCCAGAUGACUUAGAGGAUAUCAAUAAGCGCAGGAGUCUGACGCCGAGUAAUGAGAAUAGGGCUUCAACUCAUAUGACUUUUUUUUAUAAGGAAAAUGUGAAAGAAUUGAAGAAGUUGGAAGACCAGUUGUUUGAGAAGAAGAUGAAAUUAGAUACCAGCCGAACUGAGGUAAACUCACUGAAAAACAAGGUAGAGACUGUCACGUUCAAGCUAAAUAAUUUGAGAGAGGCCAAAACGUUAAAGGUACGACAGAUCGAACUGAAAACGAAUGAAUUGUCAAGCCUAGAGCAGGAUCAUAAAUUGAAAACGGAGUUCAUGAAAAGCGGGUUUGAGCUUGAGCUAAAGAAAGCCGAAGGAAAGUAUCAAAAUGAGUUGAACGAGUUAGAAUCUAAAUUCAAAUCAGAAAUUCAGCAAGUAGAAUAUGAAAAGGCUCAAAAAUAUAAAGAAGAAAAAGAACACUUACAGGAUCACAUAAACUCUAUAAAUGAGGAGAUUUCGAACAAUGACAGUAUCGUGCGUCAAGGCAAGAAGGAUCUUGAUAUGAAAUAUGCCAAACUAAAAGAAAAUUGGAUGAUCGGUUUCCAAGAAGAAUGGAAAAAUAUCACAGAUUCCAAUCAAUCUCUCAUUGAAAAAAUCACUAAACUGAACCAGGAAUUGGACGAAAAUAUCAACACUAACAUUGAACAAUCAAACGCCAGGUGUGAUGUUUUGAAAAAGGAGCUUGAAGAAUUGGAAGAAAAAAUAUCGGAAAAAGAGACGUAUUCUAAAUCCAUUGCCGUCCAGAUAGAUACUGUAGAAGAGGAAACCAAGCAAAUAAUUCAACAAAGAGAUGAGCUCAACAAGUAUAUUGUAGAUUCAAAGAAGGAACUACUACAAAUAAAUGAUAUAUUAAUUAAAGAGGAGACUAUACGCCGCAAAUUGCAUAAUGAGAUUCAAGAACUUCGAGGAAACAUUAGGGUUUACUGUAGAAUCCGUCCUCCUUUAGAAAGAGAACCACAAGAUAUAUCCCAUAUUCAUGUGGCUAGUUUUGAUAAUCGUACCGGAUCGCAGGCAAUCCAAAUAAAUAAAGAAGGCAGAAUUAACAAAUUUCUCUUCGACAAAGUUUUUGAUACAAAGUCAUCAAAUUCUGAUGUGUUUCGCGAGGUUGGGCAGCUAAUACAAAGCUCCUUAGAUGGCUACAACGUAUGCAUUUUCGCUUAUGGCCAGACUGGUUCCGGAAAAACGUUUACUAUGAUGAACAAUAAAGAUGGUGUAAUACCGAUGACACUUGACCAUAUUUUUGAUUGGACUCAAUUAUUGAAGGAAAGAGGAUGGGAAUACUCAUUUGAAGCUCAAUUUAUCGAGAUUUACAAUGAACAGAUCGUAGAUCUUUUGAGAACUUUAAAUCCCGAGCCCGGUCCGCUAAAAUAUGAAAUAAGACAUGACACAGAUGCCCAACGAACUUCUAUUACUAAUAUCACAUCGAUUAAAUUAGAGACUCGGGAAAAAGUAGAUAUAGUUUUGAAGACCGCAAACAGAAUGAAAUCCACAGCAGCAACAAGUUCGAAUGAAAGAUCAUCGAGAUCACAUAGCGUUUUCACAAUUAGAAUUCAAGGUAAUAACACUGUGACAGGAGAAAGGAGUGAUGGUGUUUUGAAUCUAGUAGAUCUAGCUGGUUCGGAAAGAAUAGAAACAUCACACGUGACUGGAGAGAGAUUAAGAGAAACUCAGAAUAUUAACAGAUCUUUAAGUUGUUUAGGAGAUGUCAUAUACGCUUUAAAUGGUGAAGACAUAAAGCAUAUUCCUUUCAGAAAUUCAAAAUUGACUUACCUCCUUCAAUACUCUUUGGUAGGAGAUUCCAAAACUUUAAUGUUUGUGAAUGUUUCACCUAGUCUCACUCAUAUCAAAGAAACUCUCAACUCUCUGAGAUUCGCUUCGAAGGUAAACAACACGAAAAUUAAUUAG